This is a messenger RNA of Rhipicephalus sanguineus (brown dog tick), 1500 nucleotides long. RefSeq names its product EARP-interacting protein homolog. Gene Ontology annotation, molecular function: protein binding. Gene Ontology annotation, biological process: protein ubiquitination. Lineage: Eukaryota; Metazoa; Arthropoda; Arachnida; Ixodida; Ixodidae. The transcript is spliced from 9 exons. The record is from RefSeq and is a predicted model, not a curated record. The coding region runs from base 293 to 1444 and encodes 383 amino acids.
UUCAUUCCGAAAACACCGGCUCGUGCUGUCUGCUAGCUGCUCGAGGCAUUUGUUUGGUGCUCUACUAACGCAUUCAAAGCCGAGUAACGCUUUCAGCGCCCAUUUCGUAACACGAGAGCGUCUAGAAAAUAGUUAUGCUAUGUAGCGCGCAAAACUAGGUGUCGUUAACCGAUCGUUAAUGAAAUUCUCGCAACGCCGGUGGAGACGGUACAAUGCGUUUUGAAGGCAGCUGAGGGAACCUCGCGACAGCUCCCUGAAUCGCUGUAAGUGUUAGUGCGUAACAUACAAUAAGAUGGAAGACGAAGCUGCUGUCAUCUACGGCCUAGAGCUUCAGUCCCGAUCCCUGGCAGCCUUGGCCGCCGAGACUGAGACGGCAUGCUUCCUCGUGGGCACUCAGUCGCUCAAGUGCGACAACCAGAUCCACGUCCUGGUCUACAACGAAGAGACCAACUCGUUGAGCAAGGCGGUCUACAUCCACAGCGCCGGCGAACUCUGGCAUCUCGCCUGCUCGCCCACGGACAAGACCCUCUUCUCCUCCUGCUACAAUGAAAUCACCAAGGCUGGGAAAUGCGAGAUGCAAGCCGCCAUCUGGAAGCUGCCGGAGGUGCCAUCCGUUGGCGAACUUUCACCUCCAGACGACGGACUAGCAUCCUUGCCACGACUCGAUAAGGUCACCCACCUCGACACCCUGAAGUACGGCACUGAAGUGCCCAGGGUGUUAUGGGAACCCACCGAGGGUCGCAAGCUGGUCUCCCUGGUCAACAACAACCUCCUAAUGUUUGACCUGGCAUCGGCAGGCAUGUCUGCCACGCUGACCGGGUGCAUCACAGUGGAGCUCAAGGGCAACCCCAGGCUAAACUGUGCCGCCUGGAACCCGCACCAGAGCUGCACCCUGGUGGCGGCGGCCGUGGACACCGGAAUCAAGGCCUUCGAUCUGCGCUCCAUGCAGCAGGCGUGGCAGAUCGAAGGGGCCCACGGACAGGUAGUUCGGGAGCUAGACUUCAACCCAAACCGUCAGUACUUCCUCGCCAGCUGUGGUGAUGACUGCCUGGCCAAGUUCUGGGACGUGCGGAACCCCUCUGAACCAGCGGUCACCCUGAGUGACCACUCCCACUGGGUCUGGAGUGUGCGGUACAAUCACUUCCACGACCAGCUCGUGCUGACUUCGAGCAGCGACUCGCGGGUGAUCCUGUCGCGCGUCGCGUCUGUGUCGUCCGAGCCCUUCGGCCACCUCGUCGACGACGAAGAGGAGGGUGGCGAUGAACACAAGGAAAAGAAAUGCGAAAAAGAUGGCGUGAUAGCGACGUACGAGGAGCACGAGGACAGCGUCUACGCCGUGCACUGGUCGACGGCCGAUCCCUGGCUCUUCGCGUCGCUCAGCUACGACGGGCGGCUCGUCCUCAACCGAGUUCCGCGCACCGAGAAGUACCGCAUCCUUCUCUGACAGCGCCCAACAUUCCUCUCUUUUUCGUUUGGAUGUUCGCAAUAAAUGUGAGAUUU